UUCGGCUAUGUCCAGUUGACAGUCGGGAACGUCCGCGGCGCGAUGAUUCGAGACUAAUUUUUUUUAUCAACGAUCGAAAGGGUUUUUUUUUUUCUUUUCGCGUUGCGUCAGAUGUGAUGUGAUAAGCGAGAGGAAUUCGCGUUGUGUUAAGAAAAUAUUCAAAUAACAUCGAGUGAGUCAGUUGGAAUCAACGGAUUACCUGAAAACUUAGCGAAGCUUGGAAUUUCUCCUCAGAUAACCAGCUCUGAAGGAACCUACUUAGAACUGAUGUGUCUUAGUUUGCGAAAAGCAUUUAAAGCUCGAGAAGUGUAUACUGAGACAACUUUACUAGUUACAUUAGUGCUUAUCUGUUGAUUUAUUGAUUAGGAAAAAUGAAUGAACUAAAGUUGAAGCCCAUUGAGGAUUCUAAUCUGUACAAACGACGUACCACGUCUAGAGAAAAUCUGCUACAUAGUGCUAAUGGAGGUCUACAUGGUGCCGAGGUUUACGAUCUUGUAUCGACAACUUCAAAUACGUAUGUCAACUAUCAGUCCUCCCAUCAUCAGCCAAUGGGAAUGGCGGCCUUCCCGAACGAAAGUCUUUAUCAGAACACUUUGGUUGGUCCGAUAAGGGCAAACGGGCCACAUCUGUCAUCGAGUGGAGACAUUUUUCGCGAGGAUUUGAGACCAAGUGCUACGUCGACUGGUAACGGCUUUGCUGGAUUCAGUCAAGCGACGACGACAAAGACUGCACAACAACAUUCCUUUUAUGGUGAAAACAUUGUACGUGACUUGAGUGCCCUUAAUUUGGGCAAUAGAACCGGAUCGAGUGAGGAGGAUUCAUCGGCGGCAACGGUACGAUCGCUACCAGUAGCCAGCGGCCAAAACAACAGUGUAGGGCGAUAUCAAAAUUUGCCGAAUCCUCACUAUCAGCAGCAACAACGACAACAGCAGAAGAGGAUGGAAUUCAAGGAUCAAACCGGCCGAUCUAAUAUGCAAGUGAUGGGAAUUUCAAGCAACAUGUCGCUUGGCACAAUGACGUGCACCCGGUGUGACGAGGGUUUCGAACCUCACGAAAGGAUCGUCAACUCCAAUGGCCAGCUGUGGCACACCCAGUGCUUCGUCUGUUCCCAAUGCUUCCGCCAGUUCCCGGAAGGAAUCUUCUACGAGUUCGAGGGGCGCAAGUACUGCGAGAAGGAUUUUCACAUCCUGUUUGCGCCGUGCUGCAACAAGUGCAACGAUUUCGUGAUCGGCCGGGUUAUCAAGGCGAUGGCCGCCAACUGGCACCCGGAGUGUUUCACAUGCGAACGGUGCAACAUACCGCUAGCCGAUUCUGGCUUCAUCCGGAACCAGAACCGGGCCCUGUGCCACGACUGCAACCGGAAGGAGAAGAACGAUGGGCAGGGCAAGUACAUCUGCAACAAGUGCCACGGCGUCAUCGAUGAUGCCCCUUUACGGUUCCGAGGCGACGUUUACCAUGGCUAUCACUUUAACUGUACGUCGUGCGGGGUAGAACUAGAUUCUUCCGCUCGCGAAGUUAAGAACCGUACCGGAUAUGCUGCCAACGAUAUGAACGAGCUGUAUUGUUUGCGGUGCCACGAUAGGAUGGGAAUUCCGAUUUGUGGCGCCUGUCGGCGACCCAUUGAGGAGCGAGUCGUAACGGCUUUGGGGAAACAUUGGCACGUUGAGCACUUUGUUUGUGCCAAGUGUGAGAAACCGUUCUUAGGACAUCGUCAUUAUGAGAAACGAGGUCUGGCGUAUUGUGAAACGCAUUACCAUCAGUUGUUUGGUAAUCUUUGCUUCGUGUGCAACCAAGUCAUCGCUGGAGAUGUGUUCACUGCCCUGAACAAGGCUUGGUGUGUCCAUCACUUUUCGUGUUCGAUCUGCGACAGCAAGAUGGACCAGAAGUCCAAGUUCUACGAGUACGACGAGAAGCCGGUAUGCAAAAAAUGUUACGAACGGUUCCCGAACGAGCUGCGACGUCGCCUGCGCAUCGCUCAUGAAAAUACGCUGAAAAAGACGGCAGCCUGAAAAGUUCACCGGCCAUCGUCCACCAAAGGAUAGGAAUUGAUUGUACUCAAGAAGUUAUUAUUGUACCACCAAUAGAAACCCCCGAAAGCAGUCGAUAUAGUAACAGUGAACGUUUUUGACAAGUACGGCCUAACUCUGUAACACAAUAGUGCCUUAAAUAUUUUAAUCUCGAAUCAAACAAAAGGUUUUAUUUAUCAUAGUUGUGUAUUUACAUCUUCUUUAAUGCAUGUGGACUAAUAUUUGAUAGAUAUUUUAACAGUCUAAUAUGAACGAAAAGUUAUAAUCUGUAACGGUAUCAACCAAUGUGUUCCAAUGUCAAUCAAUAACGUAGAAAUUCUGUCACGAUUUUAACGAUGUUACUUAAAAAUAUAUUAAAAAUAACAAGUGAA
Uranotaenia lowii is the source of this 2398-nucleotide messenger RNA. It is a transcript of the gene stck, whose product is annotated as LIM and senescent cell antigen-like-containing domain protein 1. The record is from RefSeq and is a predicted model, not a curated record. The transcript is spliced from 6 exons. Lineage: Eukaryota; Metazoa; Arthropoda; Insecta; Diptera; Culicidae. The coding region runs from base 372 to 2009 and encodes 545 amino acids. Gene Ontology annotation, biological process: positive regulation of integrin-mediated signaling pathway; cell-cell adhesion; cell-cell junction organization. Gene Ontology annotation, cellular component: cell-cell junction; cytoplasm; focal adhesion.